This is a messenger RNA of Scophthalmus maximus (turbot), 2785 nucleotides long. It is a transcript of the gene esco2, whose product is annotated as establishment of sister chromatid cohesion N-acetyltransferase 2. The record is from RefSeq and is a predicted model, not a curated record. Gene Ontology annotation, molecular function: protein-lysine-acetyltransferase activity. Bases 298 to 2277 code for a protein of 659 amino acids. Gene Ontology annotation, biological process: mitotic sister chromatid cohesion. The transcript is spliced from 16 exons. NCBI's taxonomy places the organism in Eukaryota, Metazoa, Chordata, Actinopteri, Pleuronectiformes, Scophthalmidae. Gene Ontology annotation, cellular component: nucleus; chromatin.
CACUUUUACUUUGUCGAAACGUCGCCUGGCUUCGACAAAAAAAGAUCUAACGUAUCUACCAACUAAACUAUCGGAUCGUUUUCAGCUCGUCAAAGACUUUUUUCUUUUCUUUACGAAGCGUUAUUUUUAUUUAUUUGAUUCGCAACAACAGGUGGCACCGUCCGAGACCGAGUCACAGCACAGCAGCGCCCCCAGCGGAAGCGGGAGGUUUCAUCGAGCUGACGUCGACUCCGUCUUCACGGACGGACCCUGGUGUUUGGAGCAGAUGACAGCAACUUUGACGGUAAAAAGAAAAAGAUGCCCACUACUACCAGGAAGAGGAAGCUCUCCUCUCUGAACUCUGACAGUCAUCCGGGGGUGACGGAGGAGACGUCCCCUGUGAAGAGGAGAUCCCCGAGGAAGAAGCCACCGGGGCGUCUGGACAAGGAGAACUGUCCCUCGCCACAGAAAUCCCCACGUAGACCAGCAGUCUCGCCGGCCAAAUCGCCACGCAAGACUCCCGUCAAACCCACAAUUGUCACGAGCUCCUUCUACGGCAAGCACAAGAACGUCUACCUCACUCCGCUCGAGAGGAAGGCGGUGAAGGAGUCUCUGCCUUCUCUUCCACCUCUUCCGUCGCCUCCCGCCCAGGCAAAGAAGCCGGAACAGAAGAAGCGGAAGAAGAACAAUGUAAAGGGAGGCAACAACAAGCCGAGGAAGGUUCCUGCAGGAUCUGGUAAUGUGGCAAAGACGGGUGUCAAAAGCUACGUGGCGUCUACGAAGACGAUCAAGCUUUCAGAAGUUAACAGCAGUGUCGCCGCUAAACCAGCGUCUGCAACGACCGCAGCUGCCACCGGCAACGCCAAACAAGCCGAUUCCAAAAGGGCGAUCGCCAUCACCUUCAGCAGCCUGAAGCCCAAACCGAAGAUCUUCGUCGGCGCCGCCUUCUUCGGCACGGGGAAGAAACCCACGUCCAUGUACAAGAAAUCUGCACCCAAGUCCUCCGCCAGGCCGGCGUCGGUCCAGGGGAAGAACAGAGUCGCCCCGCCACAGACGAAGAGCGAGAGAACAACGCAGCAGCAGCCUGCGGCGGCGACCAACCCGCAACAAAAACACCCUGAAAAAACCGCUGUCAAGCCGGUCAACACAGAAGAGAACCAGCCGAGCACCAAGCAGAGGGCGAAAUUUGAUCCGACGGACUGGAUGGACUCUGAAACUCCACAGACACUGAGCUCACCAAAAUUCUUGACAGAGAAAUAUGGGAUUACCAAUGAUCUGAAGAUCGUGUUGACCAGGACCCCGACACCAAGUAGUGCAUCUAUCGCCAAAACUCAGGAUGAUGCUCCUCCGGACGGCGCCUCUGAACCCGUCUUUGAACUAAGUGAUAUCAGUCCCAUCGGCGCUGCCUCCAGUCCGCCCAGAGAAUCAUCAGCAGCAGCAGUGUAUCCCAUCUUUGGCUCCGCCUCCAAGAGGUCAAAGAAAGCGGCUCUGCAGCCCCCGGUGUCCUGCAGCACCCCCUCUGGUACGAUAACAGCACUGCAGACGGCUUCUGCAGCUAAAGAGCGAAGCACUCGGAGGAGGAAAGAGAAGCAGGAUGAUGACCAGCUCAUUAUCGAUGCGGGUCAGAAGCAGUUUGGGGCAAUAACCUGCAGCUCAUGUGGGAUGGUGUACAGCGCCGACAACCCGGAGGACCAUUUCCAACACACCCAGUUUCACCAGCGCUUCAUCGACUCCAUAAAAUUUGUGGGCUGGAAGAAGGAGCGGGUGGUGUCCGAGUUCUGGGAUGGAAAGAUUCUCCUGGUCAUGCCGGAUGAUCCCAAAUACGCCAUCAAGAAGGCGGAGGACGUGCGUCGCGUAGCGGACAGCGAGCUCGGUUUCCAGCAGGUGACGCUGAGCCGACCCACGCAGGCCAAGACCUACCUGUUCAUCAACACCGAGCGGAUGGUGGUGGGGUGUCUGGUGGCCGAGCCCAUUCGACAGGCGUACAGAGUCCUCGAGCAGCCGGACCAACAGAAGGACAUGACCAGGGACGACUUCAUGGAGCGACACCGGGCCUGGUGCUGCUCCACCGUCCCAGAACAAGCUCUGUGCGGGAUCAGUCGGAUCUGGGUCUUCAGCCUGGCCCGGCGGCAGCACGUCGCCACCCGCAUGCUGGACACCGUCAGGAGCACCUUCAUGUACGGCAGUCACCUCACCAAGGAGGAAAUCGCCUUCUCUGACCCGACGCCCGACGGCAAAGUGUUCGCGACCAAGUACUGCAACACGCCGACGUUUCUCGUCUACAACUUCGUCGCGUGAGGUUUGAAAAGAAUCCUCAGGCUGUUGUGAAUUGUAGUUUUUUUUCACGUGUGAAGCAGGAACUGUUCAGGUUUCCAUGUCGACCAGGACAAACUUCGGUUUGUGUUCAAACCUACAGUUGUAUAAUGUUUCAGGGUGAAGUAGGCUCAGUGUUUUCAUGUUAAUACGCCUGUUGUCACUCAGUAUUUAUACUCGGCGCUGCUUAAUUUACUGUUGAAAGUUGUGUGUAUAUUGGCAGUGUUUUCAGAUGUUUAUAUUUUUUCUUAAUAAGGUACAUUUCAAUAUUUUUCCAUUUCUGAAUCUACCCACAUAACUUGUUCCAUAACGUUCCUCAAACGUUCAGAGUUUUUAUUUUUUUUUGUCAAGUUGGUACCACCUCGAGGUUUUCUGGACACUUUGGAAGGAAAAUGUUUACAGGCGCUGUUGAAAGGCAGAAACACGAUCGUUGUUCAGGGGCAUUCUGCUUUGUAAAUAGGUUUAAUAAACAUGUUGCCUUUUGUUUUAUGAA